CAGAAGAAGAGUUUCUAAACAAGUUUAUGAUGUGAUCUCUUGGAAACUUUAAAUUGAAAAAUCAAUUGUUAGGCAACAAAUUGGAUAUCCUUCUUAUAAAUAUCCCCCUCUAAAAUGUUGCAUUUGGGCAAGCAACUGGUGUUCAAAGCGCCAAAAAUCCGGAUCAGUCCUGCCGUUGUGACUGGAAAUGGACAAAGUUCAAACCGGAAUCUCGAUCAAAACAACAACAAUUACCAGCAAACACUUGUUGGCCACAAUCUAUGCCACAAACGCCUGUCCAGUAGCAGUAGUCAAAGUUCAAACAUCGCCCCAAUGAAACGCUUAGCAGGAAAAGUUGCCGUGGUCACCGCCUCCACCGAUGGCAUUGGCUUCGCCAUUGCCAAGCGAUUGGCUGAGGAUGGAGCUGCCGUGGUCAUCAGCAGUCGAAAGCAGAAGAACGUGGAUAACGCUUUGGCAGAACUGCGAAAACUGAACCUCAACGUGCACGGACUCAAGUGUCAUGUGGGCGAAGCUCAGGACCGCAAACAGCUCUUCGAGGAGACCAUCAGCAAGUUCGGCAAGCUCAACAUUUUGGUCAGCAACGCAGCCACCAACCCAGCAGUGGGCGGUGUCUUGGAGUGCGAUGAAAAGGUCUGGGACAAAAUUUUCGACGUGAACGUAAAGAGCUCCUACAUGCUGGCCAAGGAGGCCCUUCCGCUUCUGCGGCAGCAAAAGGGAUCCAGCAUAGUCUUCGUGUCCUCCAUAGCGGGCUACGACGCCUUUGAGCUACUAGGUGCCUACUCUGUAAGCAAAACGGCUCUAAUUGGACUGACUAAAGCUGCAGCCAAGGACCUAGCUCCCGAGGGCAUUCGUGUGAACUGCCUUGCUCCCGGUGUCAUCAAAACCAAGUUCUCCAGGGCUCUGCAUGAAGAGGAAGCGGCCAACGAAGCUGCCCUUAGCAAGAUACCCAUGGGACGGCUGGGCACCAGCGAAGAAAUGGCCGGCGUGGUCUCUUUCCUAGUCUCUGAGGACGCUAGCUACAUUACCGGAGAAUCGAUAGUGGCAGGAGGUGGAAUGUCGGCUCGCCUUUAAGCAUUGUGUAUAAAUAUAUUUCCUUAAAGUCUA
This is a messenger RNA of Drosophila bipectinata, 1104 nucleotides long. RefSeq names its product Dehydrogenase/reductase 4 (gene Dhrs4). The record is from RefSeq and is a predicted model, not a curated record. Lineage: Eukaryota; Metazoa; Arthropoda; Insecta; Diptera; Drosophilidae. Gene Ontology annotation, molecular function: carbonyl reductase (NADPH) activity.